AUUUUGUACAAUGCGAUCGUAAUAACAUGGCAGCUCUGUGGGUCUGAGAACAACUGUAAUUUUUAAUGACGUCAUUACUGAAACCAACUUCAAAACGAUUACAGCAUCAUUCAGACAGCAUUAUUUAUCAUAUUAUUGUAAUUUGUUCAAAUAACUUUAACGAUAAUAUACUAUAAAAAUACGAAGCUACCAGUGGAUAUAUAAAAGUCAAAUAUUUUCAAAAUUUUGAGGAAUAUAGUGAAUAACGAAAAAAUGAUUAGUUGUAAAGAUAUUGAUAAAUCUUCUAAUAUCGUUAAAACAUUAACAGCAUCGUCAAUUUUACGUAAAAAUAAUCAACGAUACUCGUCCAAUAAAAAUAUGUUGGAAGAACAAAAUACACGAGAGCGCGCACGCGCGCAUGCGUAUCUCGAGGAGAAACAAAUUUCAAAGCUCUUCAAUUUUCUAAUUGGUCAUCUUCUCGUAGAGGAAUCACCUGAUCCAAUUCAAUACCUCGAAAAACUUCUUAAGGAAUGUAUAUUGUACAGAUCAGGCGUGAAAAAGCCACCAUUAUUAUUUAAAACAAGGCAUAUUCGAAGUAUAUUUCGAUCGCUUGGUCCAGACGAUUGCAAUACUAUUUCUUUAAAUAAAUAUACAACAGGUAUGACCAUAUUAGGAAUCUGUGAUUACGAACAAAAUCCUUUCGAGUGUAUACCUGGACACGUUGACUGGCAUACGUUUAGAAAAGAAGCGAGGCGAUGUUUGGACAAAGCUCUUGACGAUAUGAUUGGCAAAGAAAGAAAUGACAUAUCGUAGAAAAAAAAAUGAUCAUGCUAUUUAUAUUCUUUGCAUAAAAACAUAAAAAAUUGUAAUUAAAAAAAUUCGAUUGAAACCUGCCAAUUCAAACGUAUUUAAAUCAAUCGGAACUAUUUCCAAAUUUCUCUGCUUGGUGGCGCACUUCGUGGAAUAUAAACCUCUUUCCCCCCCAUACCAACCUUGCACGUCAGUUAGAUUAGUCGUGUGCAGCGCGCAAGUAGUAGUAUUGGAUGCCAUUGUUGCAAGUUGCUCUGUCGAGUGAACUUGCGUCUGUAUUUGCACGUAAGACAAUUAUUAUAUACAAAGUAACGAAGGAUAUUUAUUUGAGAAGAGACAACGAAUAACGUAUGGAGAAAGAAGACAAGUUUUAUCGCAGACGCAGUUUCGAUAAUUUCAUAAUAACCAAGCGUACUUAUAAAAGCAAGAAACACAUCUUUCUCGAUUGUAUUGUACGCAAUACACACGUGUGUUUGCCUCGAGCUCGAUAGCUAUACUAUACAUAUACACAAUGCGAUGUGAUCGCCGAUGAUACGCAACGAAAUCAUAAAGAAAUUCUUUCGCGCGUCAGCGAACACUGAACAAGCAUUCGAAAAGAAGGCAACGACUCUUGAGAGAGAGAAAAA
Messenger RNA from Polistes canadensis, 1415 nucleotides. RefSeq lists its product as uncharacterized. The transcript is spliced from 6 exons. NCBI's taxonomy places the organism in Eukaryota, Metazoa, Arthropoda, Insecta, Hymenoptera, Vespidae. The record is from RefSeq and is a predicted model, not a curated record. The coding region runs from base 253 to 792 and encodes 179 amino acids.